Messenger RNA from Pichia membranifaciens NRRL Y-2026, 930 nucleotides. RefSeq lists its product as hypothetical. The transcript has a single exon. The annotation marks the transcript as partial. Gene Ontology annotation, molecular function: protein serine/threonine kinase activity; ATP binding. NCBI's taxonomy places the organism in Eukaryota, Fungi, Ascomycota, Pichiomycetes, Pichiales, Pichiaceae. The record is from RefSeq and is a predicted model, not a curated record. Gene Ontology annotation, cellular component: cytoplasm. Gene Ontology annotation, biological process: peptidyl-threonine phosphorylation; actin filament organization; protein autophosphorylation.
AUGAGAGAUGUUGCAGCUCAUCAAAAUGCACCUGUCGGUAGACCUCCUAGUUUAGUGAAACUGCCACCAGGGACACAACUAACCGUGGGUAAACACCAAGUGACGAUUGUGAAAUACUUGAGCGAAGGUGGCUUUGCACACAUUUAUGUUGUGAAAACUAACCCAAUGGAAAGAGGUACAGAUGUUGCAUGCUUGAAACGUGUGAUUGUGCCGAAUAAGGAAGGCUUGAACCAGUUGAGAGCCGAAGUUGAGGUGAUGCAAAGGUUGGCAAAAGCAGAUAACAUUGUUAGAUACUAUGAUUCUAAUGCAAGCCGCCUCCCAAAUGCUCCUGGAUGUUAUGAGGUAUUGGUUUUAAUGGAACUAUGUCCUAACAAAUCUCUAUUGGAUUUUAUGAACAGUCGUUUGAGAACAAAAUUGUCUGCGAGUGAGAUCCUGAAAAUCAUGUUGGAUAUCAGUAAAGCGGUCUACAACAUGCAUCGGAUGAAACUGAUCCACAGGGAUAUAAAGAUUGAAAAUGUCUUGCUUGAUGAAAACUUCAACUUCAAGCUGGCGGAUUUUGGAUCAACUUGUCCGAUUCUAAGGGUUCCUAGAAAUCAUCAAGAGUUUCAAAUUCUUCAUAACGAUAUCUUACUGCAGACCACUCCUCAAUACAGAUGCCCAGAGAUGAUCGAUCUUUAUAGGGGGCUACCUGUCGACGAAAAGUCAGAUAUCUGGGCUUUAGGUGUUUUUCUUUACAAACUAUGCUACUACACCACACCAUUUGAAGUUGCUGGUGAAUUGAGUAUCCUGCAUGCCGCGUAUAGUUUCCCGGCUCAACCUCAUUUUCCAUCUGGUAUUAGAAACCUUAUAAACAUCAUGUUGCAGGAAAAUCCAGUUUUCAGGCCAAACAUCUAUCAAGUUUUAAUGGAAGUUUGCAAACUAUCGGGAUUU